Messenger RNA from Drosophila subobscura, 11077 nucleotides. RefSeq lists its product as uncharacterized. Bases 304 to 11076 code for a protein of 3590 amino acids. Gene Ontology annotation, biological process: Notch signaling pathway. Gene Ontology annotation, molecular function: calcium ion binding; Notch binding. NCBI's taxonomy places the organism in Eukaryota, Metazoa, Arthropoda, Insecta, Diptera, Drosophilidae. The record is from RefSeq and is a predicted model, not a curated record. The transcript has 13 exons.
UGCAACGUUGGCCUUGUCCAUAUAGUUUUAUAAAUAAAAACCAAAAAAAGUUGCCAUAAAAACAAAAAACAAAAGCUAAAGAAACGACACCGCAGUUGUCGGGAAAAAAAAGGGAAAGAAACGUUGUGGAAGCCCCAAGGAUAACCAGCUGACAUGCCACAUAAAUUGGAUUAUUAAAACACUCGCGAAACGAUAUAUAAAACGAUACAAACCUAUACAUACAGAUAUAUUUACAUAUCUGCAUCAACACGAGAUUGUUGACCAAACUUUGGGCGGCUCAAUUGGUCAUUUAAUCGGGCCAACAUGAAACAUUCGACGGCAGCCAAUUCGCAUUGGCUGGCCGCUUUGCUGUUGUCGCUGCUGCUGUGCCAAUUGCUGCAAACAAUCACAGCCGACGAGGCGUUCUCCUGUCCAAAUGGUUGGGAACUGCGCGGCUUAAAUUGUUAUAAAUAUUUCAAUAUCAAACAUUCGUGGGAGAAAAGCGCCGAACUGUGUCGAAGAUAUGGCGCCGAGCUGGUGGCCAUCGAUAGCUAUGCGGAGAACAACGAUACGCUGUCCAUUGCGCGUGCCAGCGAUCCCAAUCAAAGGGCCUCGGACAAGUACUGGCUGGGCCUGGCCUCGCUCGAUGACUUGAGAACAAACACGCUGGAGUCAGCUUCGGGUGCGCUGAUCUCGCAGUACUCGGGUUUCUGGUCACUGCAUCAGCCCAGUGCCGAUUCCGGGGAAUGUGUGGCCGCUGGCUUUGCUGGCAAAUCACAGAGCUGGGAUCUGGGCACCUGCGAGUCGCUGCUGCCCUUCAUGUGCCGCUCGCCAGCGUGUCCCCAGGGCGCGCUGCAUUGUGCCAAUGGCAAGUGCAUCAAUCAGGCCUUCAAGUGCGAUGGCAGCGAUGACUGUGGCGAUGGCACGGAUGAGCUGGACUGUCCCGCACAGUGCCACUUCCACAUGCAGUCGGGUGGAGAUGUAAUCGAGACGCCCAACUAUCCGCACAAAUACGGAGCGCUGAGCAAGUGCAAGUGGACGCUGGAGGGGCCGCUGGGCAGCAACAUCAUCCUGCAGUUCCAGGACUUUGAAACGGAGAAGACUUUCGACACGGUUCAGAUUUUGGUGGGCGGACGCACCGAGGAUAAGUCCGUGUCGCUGGCCACGCUCAGUGGCAAGCAGGAUCUGACCACGCAGCCAUUUGUGUCUGCCUCCAACUUUAUGAUUGUGAAAUUCACCACCGAUGGCAGUGUGGAACGCAAGGGUUUCCGUGCCACCUGGAAGACAGAGGCCAAGAACUGUGGCGGCACACUGAAGGCCACUCUGCAGCGGCAAAUCCUCACCAGUCCCAACUACCCGAAGCAAUAUCCCGGCGGCCUGGAGUGUUUGUAUGUGAUCAAGGCCCAGCCCGGACGCAUUAUCUCCAUUGAAGUGGACGAUUUGGAUGUGGCCGAGGGACGGGACUAUCUGCUAAUCCGCGAUGGGGAUACGCCCAUGAGCCGCACCAUUGCCAAGCUAACCGGCAAGACAGUGCAGAACGAACGUGUAAUUAUAUCCACGGGCAAUGCUUUGUAUCUCUACUUCAAGUCGAGUUUAGGGGAGGCAGGCAAGGGCUUCAGUUUGCGUUACAUUCAAGGCUGCAAGGCCACCAUAUCGGCAAGGAAUGGCACGGUUACCUCGCCCGCUUUCAGCCUGGCAGACUACCCCAAGAAUCAGGAAUGUUACUUUACCAUAAGGAACAGCGCUCGUGCGCCAUUGUCACUGAAGUUUGAUAAAUUUACGGUGCACAAGAGCGACAAUGUGCAGGUGUUUGAUGGCUCCUCGACCUCCGGUUUGCGUUUGCAUUCGGGCAAUGGGUUUACGGGCACAGCGGCACCCAAAUUGACGCUGACAGCUUCAUCCGGCGAGAUGCUCAUUAAAUUUACAUCGGAUGCGCUGCACAAUGCUGCGGGUUGGUCGGCCACAUUCUCCGCUGAUUGCCCUGAGCUACAGCCUGGCAUUGGCGCCUUGGCCUCCAGUCGCGACACCGCUUUCGGUACGCUGGUCAGCUUUACAUGUCCCAUUGGACAGGAGUUUGCCACCGGCAAGACGCGUCUGGUAACUGAAUGUUUACGCGGUGGCAACUGGAGUGUCUCCUACAUACCAAAGUGUCAGGAGGUCUACUGCGGUCCUGUGCCACAAAUCGACAACGGAUUCUCCAUUGGCUCCUCGAAUGUGACUUAUCGCGGCAUUGCCAUGUAUCAGUGCUAUGCGGGCUUUGCCUUUGCCUCGAGUGCGCCCAUUGAGAAGAUUUCCUGCCUGCCCGAUGGCCGCUGGGAGCGCCAGCCCCACUGCAUGGCCUCGCAGUGUGCGCCACUCACCGAGGUGGCGCAUGCCAAUGUCACGCUGCUGAAUGGCGGCGGACGCAGCUAUGGCACCAUUGUGCAGUACGAAUGUGAGCCGGGGUACGAGAGGAAUGGCCAUCCCGUGCUGACGUGCAUGUCGAAUGGCACCUGGAGCGGGGAUGUGCCCAAGUGCACGCGCAAACGUUGCCACGAGUUCCCAGAGAUCGAGAAUGGCUUUGUGGUGGAUGCUUCGCGUUCGUAUUUGUUCGGGGAUGAGGCCAGGGUGCAGUGCUACAAGGGCUACAAGCUGAUUGGCAGCAACAUAAUGCGCUGCAGCGAGGCCCAGCGCUUUGAGCAGCCACCAACCUGUGAGGACAUCAACGAGUGCAGCUCCUCGCAGUGUGAUCUGACCACAACCGAAUGCCUCAACACGAAUGGCUCGUUCCAUUGCCAAUGCCGCGCGGGAUUCACAGCCACCACAGAGUGCCGUCCAGUGGCAGAUUUGGGUCUGGGCAAUGGCGGCAUACCCGAUGACAGCAUUAGCACAUCGAUCAGCGAGCCGGGCUACAGCAAAACUCAACUAAGAUUGAACACAAUGGGCUGGUGCGGAGGCUCCUCGGAGCCGGGCGCCAAUUGGAUAUUGAUUGACCUGAAGGCACCCACCAUACUGCGUGGAUUCCGCACCAUGUCCGUGCAGCGACCCGAUGGCAAUGUGGCCUUCAGCUCGGCUGUGCGUCUGCAGUACACCAACGAUUUGACGGAUGUGUUCAAGGACUAUGCCAAUCCCGAUGGCACUGCUGUGGAGUUUAGAAUCCUCGAGCCAACUCUUUCCAUUUUGAAUCUCCCCCUGCCCAUUGAGGCGCGUUAUAUACGCUUCCGCAUCCAGGACUACGUGGGUGCUCCUUGCCUGCGCAUGGAACUGAUGGGCUGCACGCGUCUCGACUGCGUGGACAUCAAUGAGUGCAGCAAGAACAACGGCGGCUGCGAUCAGAAGUGCAUCAAUUCCCCUGGUGGCUAUGCCUGUGGCUGCAACACCGGCUACCAGCUAUACACAUCGAACGGCACCGCCGGCUAUCACAUUGAACGCUCGGAAACGGGCGAACGGGAUGGCGACUCCUAUCAGCGCAACAAAACUUGUGUGCCGCUCAUGUGCCCCGAGCUGGAGGCACCGGAAAAUGGACAAUUGCUGAGCGAACGGAACGAGUAUCACUUUGGAGAUGUUGUGCGUUUCCAGUGUCAUUUUGGAUACAUUAUGAGCGGCAGCUCGGCGGCUGUGUGCCUGUCCAGCGGUCAAUGGAAUGCCACAGUGCCAGAGUGUAAUUAUGCCAAGUGCGUCUCCCUGCCCGAUGACAAGCUGGAGGGUCUGACUGUGGCCCGUCCUGAUCCCGAGUCUGUGCUGGUGCCCUUCCGCGAUAAUGUCACCAUUACGUGUGGCUCGGCGGGUCGUCAGUUACGUGCCACCGCCUCUUCGGGCUUCAGGCAGUGUGUGUACGAUCCCAAGCCUGGUCUACCCGACUACUGGCUGUCGGGCAUGCAGCCCUCUUGCCCGCGUGUCGACUGCUACACGCCCAUGCCCACACCUGGAGCUGAGUACGGACAAUUUGUGGACACACGCUUCCAGAGCAGCUUCUUCUUUGGCUGCCAGAACACAUUCAAGCUGGCUGGGCAGACGGGUAGACACGAUAAUGUUGUGCGCUGCGGUGCCGAAGGCAUUUGGGACUUUGGCGAUCUGCGCUGCGAGGGACCCGUGUGCGAAGAUCCGGGCAGACCCGCCGAUGGACGGCAGAUAGCACGGAGCUACGAGCAGUCGUCGGAGGUUUACUUUGGCUGCAAUCGUCCUGGCUAUAUCCUCAUCAAUCCACGACCCAUAACCUGCAUACGCGAACCAGAGUGCAAGGUGAUUAAACCCCUCGGAUUGAGCUCUGGCAGGAUACCCGAUUCGGCCAUCAAUGCCACUUCGGAACGCCCCAACUAUGAGGCCAAGAACAUACGCCUGAACUCUGCCACUGGUUGGUGCGGCAAGCAGGAGGCCUUCACUUAUGUGAGCGUUGAUCUGGGACAGAUCUACCGCGUCAAGGCCAUCCUCGUGAAGGGUGUUGUGACCAACGACAUAGUGGGUCGACCCACGGAGAUACGCUUCUUCUACAAGCAGUCCGAGAGCGAGAAUUAUGUGGUGUACUUCCCCAACUUUAAUCUAACAAUGCGGGAUCCAGGCAACUACGGAGAACUGGCCAUGAUCACGCUGCCGAAGUACGUUCAAGCGCGAUUUGUGAUCCUCGGCAUUGUCAGCUACAUGGACAAUGCGUGCCUGAAGUUCGAGCUGAUGGGCUGCGAGGAGCCAAAGAAUGAGCCAUUGUUGGGCUACGACUAUGGGUAUUCCCCCUGUGUGGACAAUGAGCCACCGAUCUUCCAGAACUGCCCACAGCAACCGAUUGUAGUGCGUCGCGAUGAGAAUGGCGGUGUGCUGCCGGUAAACUUCACCGAGCCCACGGCCGUGGAUAACUCUGGUUCGAUAGCCAGGCUGGAGAUUAAGCCACAGAACUUCCGCUCACCCAGCUACAUCUUCAAGGACACGGUGGUCAAGUAUGUGGCCUUUGAUUACGAUGGCAAUGUGGCCAUUUGUGAGAUCAACAUCACAGUGCCCGAUGUAACGCCGCCGCUGCUGCAGUGCCCACAGAGUUAUGUCAUCGAACUGGUGGAUCGUCAGGAUAGUUACAAUGUAAACUUCAAUGACACACGCAAGCGCAUCAAGGUCUCGGAUGACACCGGUGAAGUGCGUCUGCAGUUUAUCCCGGAGAGAGCUCUGAUUAAAAUUGGAAACUUUGAGAAUGUCACAGUGACGGCCACGGAUAAGUACAACAAUCGUGCCAGCUGCCAUUUCCAGGUGUCGGUGAAGGCCUCGCCCUGCGUUGACUGGGAGCUACAGCCACCGGCCAAUGGAGCGAUUAAUUGUUUGCCCGGGGAUCGUGGACUCGAGUGCAUUGCCACCUGCAAGCCGGGUUUCCGCUUCACGGACGGAGAGCCCCUGAAGACCUUCUCCUGUGAGACUUCACGUCUGUGGCGACCCACCUCAGUGGUGCCCGAUUGUGUGUCUGAGAACACCGAACAGGCUGCGUAUCAUGUCACCGCGACCAUAACCUACCGCGCCAAUGGAGCCGUCGCGCAGUCGUGUCUCGGCCAGUACCAGGAUGUGCUCUCGCAGCAUUACUCCGGAUUGAAUGCUUUGCUCUCGCAGCGUUGUUCGGCGGUUAAUGUGAACAUGAAUGUGACAUUCAUAAAGUCGGUGCCCAUGCUGCUGGAGGAGAAUGUCGUCAAAAUGGACUUUAUACUCUCCAUUCUCCCAGCUGUCCGCCAACCGCAACUGUACGAUUUGUGUGGCUCCACGCUGAACCUCAUCUUUGAUCUGAGUGUGCCCUAUGCCAGUGCUGUGAUCGAUUCCCUGCUGAACAUCUCAAACAUAGGCAAUCAAUGUCCACCGCUGCGGGCUCUGAAGUCGCACAUCACGCGAGGAUUCAACUGCAAUGUGGGAGAAGUGCUGAACAUGGACACCAGCGAUGUGCCGCGCUGUCUGCACUGCCCGGCGGGCACUUACGUGUCUGAGGGACAGAACAGCUGCACCUACUGCCCGAGGGGCUACUACCAGAAUCGCGAUCGACAGGGCACAUGUCUGCGCUGUCCGGCGGGCACCUACACCAAGGAGGAGGGCACCAAGUCGCUGAACGAUUGCAUUCCCGUCUGCGGCUAUGGCACUUACUCACCCACUGGCCUCGUGCCGUGUCUGGAGUGUCCGCGCAACUCAUUCACCGCUGAACCACCAACGGGUGGCUUCAAGGACUGUCAGGCGUGUCCAGCACAGAGCUUCACGUACCAGCCAGCCGCCUCGAACAAGGAUCUGUGCCGCGCCAAGUGCGCUGUCGGCACUUACUCUGCCACAGGUCUUGCUCCAUGCUCGGCCUGUCCUCUCCAUCACUAUCAGAGCGCACCAGGAUCACAGAGCUGCAACGAGUGCCCGAGCAACAUGCGAACGGACACCGCUGGCUCCAAGGGCAGGGAACAGUGCAAACCCGUCGUUUGUGGCGAGGGAGCCUGCCAGCACGGAGGAUUGUGUGUGCCCAUGGGUCAUGACAUUCAGUGCUUCUGCCCUGCCGGGUUCUCGGGACGUCGCUGCGAACAGGACAUUGAUGAGUGCGCCUCACAGCCGUGCUUCAACGGCGGACAGUGCAAGGACCUACCGCAAGGCUAUCGCUGCGAGUGCCCUGCCGGUUAUUCGGGCAUCAAUUGCCAGGAGGAGGCCAGCGACUGUGGCAACGACACCUGCCCCGCACGUGCCAUGUGCAAGAAUGAACCGGGCUACAAGAAUGUGACGUGUUUGUGCCGCAGCGGCUACACGGGCGACCAGUGCGACGUCACCAUCGACCCGUGCACGGCAAAUGGCAAUCCUUGCGGCAACGGAGCCAGCUGCCAGGCGCUGCAGCAGGGACGCUACAAGUGCGAGUGUCUGCCCGGCUGGGAGGGACUUCACUGCGAACAGAACAUCAACGAUUGUGCGGAGAAUCCCUGCCUGCUGGGUGCCAACUGCACGGAUCUGGUCAACGAUUUCCAGUGCGCCUGUCCGCCUGGCUUCACGGGCAAACGCUGCGAGCAGAAGAUCGAUCUGUGCCUCUCGGAGCCCUGCAAACACGGCACCUGCGUGGAUCGAUUGUUCGACCAUGAGUGCGUCUGCCAUCCCGGCUGGACGGGUGACGCCUGCGAGGUGAACAUCGACGACUGCGAGAACCGACCCUGCGCCAAUGAUGGCAUCUGCGUGGACCUGGUCGAUGGGUACAGCUGCAACUGCGAGCCGGGUUACACGGGCAAGAAUUGUCAGCACACGAUCGAUGAUUGCGCCUCUAAUCCCUGCCAGCAUGGAGCCACCUGUGUGGAUCAGAUCGAUGGCUUUACGUGCAAGUGCCGGCCUGGCUAUGUGGGUCUCAGCUGUGAGGCGGAGAUCGAUGAGUGCCUCAGCGAUCCAUGCAAUCCCGUGGGCACCGAGCGCUGCCUGGAUCUGGACAACAAGUACGAGUGCGUCUGCCGCGAUGGCUUCAAGGGCAUUCUCUGCGAGACGGACAUCGACGACUGUGAGGCACAGCCCUGCCUCAACAAUGGCAUCUGCCGCGAUCGUGUCGGAGGCUUUGAGUGCGGCUGCGAGCCCGGCUGGAGCGGCAUGCGCUGUGAGCAGCAGGUGACAACGUGCAGCCUGCAGGCUCCGUGCCAGAACGAUGCCAGCUGCAUUGAUCUGUUCCAGGACUACUUCUGUGUGUGCCCCAGCGGCACCGAUGGCAAGAACUGCGAGACGGCGCCCGAGCGCUGCAUCGGCGAUCCGUGCAUGCACGGCGGCAAGUGCCAGGACUUUGGGUCCGGCCUCAACUGCAGCUGUCCGGCGGAUUACGCGGGCAUUGGCUGCCAGUACGAGUACGAUGCGUGCGAGGAGCAUGUCUGCCAGAAUGGUGCCACCUGUGUGGACAAUGGCGCUGGCUACAGCUGCCAGUGUCCCGCUGGCUUCACGGGCCGCAACUGCGAACAGGACAUUGCCGACUGCAAGGACAACUCGUGUCCGCCCGGUGCCAAUUGUGUGGAUCUCACGAACGGCUUCUACUGCCAGUGCCCCUUCAACAUGACCGGCGAUGACUGCCGCAAGGCCAUUCAAGUGGACUACGAUCUGUACUUCAGCGAUCCCUCGCGCUCCACGGCCGCCCAGGUGGUGCCGUUCGCCACGGGUGAAGCCAACAGCUUGACGGUGGCCAUGUGGGUGCAAUUUGCCCAGAAGGAUGAUCCCGGCAUCUUCUUCUCGCUGUACGGCGUGGAAUCUGCACGCAUGACCCAGCGACGUCGUCUCCUGCUGCAGGCACACUCCAGUGGCGUGCAAGUCUCCCUGUUUGAGGAUCAGUCAGAUGCGUUCCUCAGCUUCGGGGAGUACACCUCCGUCAACGAUGGACAAUGGCAUCAUGUGGCUGUCGUGUGGGAUGGUGUCAGCGGACAGCUGCAACUCAUCACCGAAGGAUUGAUUGCCAGCAAAAUGGAGUACGGUGCUGGUGGCAGUCUCCCAGGAUAUCUCUGGUCAGUGCUGGGUCGCCCGCAGCCCUAUGGCGGUGUCAGCCAUGAGCUGGCCUACUCGGAUGCCGGCUUCCAGGGCACCGUGACCAAGACCCAAGUGUGGGCACGUGCUCUCGACAUCACCUCGGAGAUUCAGAAGCAAGUGCGCGACUGUCGCUCGGAGCCUGUGCUCUAUCCCGGACUCAUUCUCAAUUGGGCUGGCUAUGAGGUCACCACUGGCGGUGUCGAGCGGAAUGUACCCUCGCUGUGCGGACAACGCAAGUGUCCUGUGGGCUAUACCGGUGGCAAUUGCCAGCAGCUGGUUGUCGACAAGGAGCCACCAGUCGUGGAGCACUGUCCGGGUGAUCUGUGGGUCAUUGCCAAGAACGGCUCGGCCGUUGUCAGCUGGGAUGAGCCGCACUUUAGCGAUAACAUCGGAGUAACAAAGAUCUACGAACGCAAUGGACAUCGCUCGGGCACUACACUGCUCUGGGGCACCUAUGAUAUUACCUACAUAGCCUCGGAUGCGGCUGGCAAUACGGCCUCCUGCAGCUUCAAGGUUUCUCUAUUGACCGACUUCUGCCCUGCGCUGGCUGAUCCCGUGGGUGGCUCUCAAGUCUGCAAGGACUGGGGCGCUGGCGGACAGUUCAAGGUGUGUGAAAUUGCCUGCAAUGCGGGUCUACGCUUCUCCGAGCAGGUGCCUGAGUUCUACACCUGCGGUGCCGAGGGCUUCUGGCGUCCCACGCGCGAACCCUCCAUGCCACUGGUCUAUCCAUCCUGCUCGCCCUCGAAGCCCGCACAGCGUGUGUUCCGCAUCAAGAUGCUCUUCCCCUCGGAUGUGCUGUGCAACAAGGCGGGACAGGCGGUGCUCCGGCAAAAGGUCACAAAUUCUGUGAAUGGACUAAACAGAGACUGGAACUUCUGCUCGUACGCCAUUGAAGGAACGAGGGAGUGCAAGGAUAUUCAGAUCGAUGUCAAGUGCGAUCAUUAUCGUGGAUCGCAGAACAAUCGCGUGCGUCGCCAGGCCAAGGAUGGUGGUGUCUAUGUAAUGGAAGCGGAACUGCCAGUUGUCAACGAGGAUGAUGACGAUCUGGCAUUGACGGGUCGCCAGGGACGCCAACAAACUGGCGGUGAUACAUACACCCUGGAAAUAGCCUUCCCGGCUGUAAAUGAUCCUGUGGUGCAUACAUCGACGGGCGAACGCUCCAGUGUUAAGCAACUGCUGGAAAAGCUCAUACUCGAGGAUGAUCAGUUUGCCGUGCAGGAGAUUCUGCCCAACACAGUGCCCGAUCCGGCCUCACUGGAGCUCGGCUCGGAGUAUGCCUGCCCCGUGGGCCAGGUGGUGAUGAUACCCGACUGUGUGCCCUGUGCCAUUGGCACCUUCUACGACAGUGCCAACAAGACAUGCAUUGCCUGUGCCCGCGGCACCUACCAGUCCGAGGCGGGACAGCAGCAGUGCAGCAAGUGUCCGGUGAUUGCGGGACGUCCUGGUGUGACGGCCGGACCUGGCGCCCGAUCGGCGGCCGACUGCAAGGAACGCUGCCCGGCUGGCAAGUACUUUGACGCGGACACGGGUCUGUGCCGCUCCUGCGGCCAUGGAUUCUAUCAGUCGAGCGAGGGAGCCUUUGGCUGCGAUCUGUGUGGCCUGGGACAGACCACACGCUCCACGGAGGCCACCUCACGCAAGGAGUGCCGCGACGAGUGCAGCUCUGGCCAGCAACUCGGAGCCGAUGGUCGUUGCGAGCCCUGCCCGCGCGGAACCUACCGCCUGCAGGGCGUACAGCCCUCAUGCGCCGCCUGUCCACUGGGACGCACAACGCCCAAGGUGGGUGCCAGCUCCGUGGAGGAGUGCACGCUGCCAGUUUGCUCGCCGGGAACCUAUCUGAAUGCCACCCUCAACAUGUGCAUAGAGUGCAGGAAGGGCUUCUACCAGUCCGAAUCUCAGCAGAUCGCCUGCAUCCAGUGCCCGCCCAAUCACAGCACCAAGAUCACCGGCGCCACCUCCAAGAGUGAGUGCACCAAUCCCUGCGAGCACAUAGCCGAGGGCAAGCCACACUGCGAUGCGAAUGCCUACUGCAUUAUGGUGCCAGAGACCUCGGACUUCAAGUGCGAGUGCAAGCCCGGCUUCAAUGGCACGGGCAUGGCCUGCACGGACGUGUGCGAUGGCUUCUGCGAGAACUCUGGCGCGUGUGUCAAGGAUCUGAAGGGUACACCCUCCUGCAGGUGUGUUGGCUCCUUCACCGGACCCCAUUGCGCCGAGCGUUCAGAGUUUGCGUACAUUGCCGGCGGCAUUGCCGGUGCAGUGAUUUUCAUCAUCAUUAUUGUGCUGCUCAUCUGGAUGAUUUGUGUGCGCUCAACCAAGCGCCGCGAUCCCAAGAAGAUGCUCACACCCGCAAUUGACCAAACGGGCUCGCAGGUGAACUUCUACUACGGCGCCCACACACCCUAUGCGGAGUCCAUAGCGCCCUCGCACCACAGCACCUAUGCGCACUACUACGACGACGAGGAGGAUGGCUGGGAGAUGCCCAAUUUCUACAACGAAACGUACAUGAAGGAUGGUCUGCAUGGUGGCAAGAUGAGCACAUUGGCCAGGUCGAAUGCCUCGCUGUAUGGAACAAAAGAAGACUUAUACGAUCGACUGAAACGUCAUGCCUACACGGGCAAGAAGGAAAAGAGUGAUAGUGAUAGCGAAGUGCAGUAAA